Aspergillus uvarum CBS 121591 is the source of this 1239-nucleotide messenger RNA. RefSeq lists its product as uncharacterized. The transcript has 2 exons. The coding region runs from base 82 to 1005 and encodes 307 amino acids. Lineage: Eukaryota; Fungi; Ascomycota; Eurotiomycetes; Eurotiales; Aspergillaceae. The record is from RefSeq and is a predicted model, not a curated record.
GGAAUGCCCACGUCUUAAAAGACCCUACGGCGCUGCUGGUCGUGCCACUUUUUACCUGGCACUCAAUACUUCUGACGCAAGAUGGCACUCCCAGGGCGUGCGUGGAGCAGCCUGCUACUCUUCUUGCUUCUCUCUACUUCGCAACUGUGUCUUGUUCACGCCGAUGGAUUCACCUUCCCAACCGAUGAUGUGUAUCAAUUCAUUGUCGGAGACCUGGUCAAUGUCACCUGGGAUUGGGUGUCACCACGCAUCUCGCUCUACGAAGUCUGCUCCACGGCCGUUCUUCUAGAAUCCAAUGUCUCCGACACACAAAGCUACGUCUGGAACGCCACCCGAGACAAUUAUAAGGAGUCGGGCUGUGUAUUUGAGCUUGUCCCCCUCACGGACGACGGCACUCCCAACCCCCCAAACUUAACCAGCGUCAUCAUCGGCGUCAGCAAGCGAUACACCAAUGACCCAGCACCGACCUCCUACAACUUCGGUGGCACAUCCUCCUCGACCGCGACCUCCUCCGCUACCGCCUUUCUAACAACGACAAAAGCAUCCUCAUUCACUACAACCACAACCGCGGAGCCAGCAUCGGCGACGAUAUCGUCCUCCACUGCCAACGAAACACCCACAGCCAUCGCAAAGACAGGCCUCACCACCGCCCAGAAAGUAGGACUCGGGCUCGGAGUCCCGCUGGGGGUCUUGGCGCUAUCACUAGCCGGGGCGUUGAUCUUCAUGUACCGCCGUAGGCAGCGACGGAGACGCGAGGGUGGAUCGUCUGCACAGCUACCAUUGCCGCCAUCGCAGCAGCAGAGUUCAGAGCAUCUGUACUAUGCUGUUCCACCAAUGGCUGAACAGCCGAAAUCCCCGUUUGACGGGUCACGGAUGUCGCGGGUGUCCGGGGCAGAGACGCUGAUUGCGGAGCUCCCGGCGGCGGUGGAGGCCCAGUCGGAGAGGGGGGAUAGUCUGCGGCCGGUUAGUGAGCUCAUGGGGACACCGAGGAAUGAGUUGACAUGAUGAGGAGAGAGGUUGACUGUGAGGUAUAAGGUGGGACUUAAUGGUCAUAGUUCUCGAGCGUUGAGAUUCCUUAAUGAAUGCUAAGCUAGACCUUGGAUUAGGGUUAUAUAAUGUCUGCAUACUAAUGUGAUAAAAAUAAUUUGAAUGUGGUGGGGGUUCAGUCUCCAGUGUAUAUAUUGGUGGCGCACCAUGUGACUGGAACAAUUGAACAGUUUUGUUUAUCUUUUCUAUAUG